CUAUCAAUUACUGUUUUACCGACACAGAAUUCGAAGUUCAGCCUCGACGCUCCCAUCACCUUCACGAAUUUGUUUUUGUUGAGGAAAGUGAGCAAUAAUUGUUGGUAUUAUGCAGUAUUAUGUAUAUAAAUAAUGGAAGAAGAUGCAUGACUGCAAUGAGGGAACAGUAAUUGUUUUAAAAAGAAAAAUUUGUAUAACAAAUUUAUGGACUGGACGAAAUUAAUUUAUAAUGCUGUUUAACAUUUUGGUUUUAUCAUAUUUAUUAAGUAUUAUUCAAUGAAUUGUACAUGCAAUUAUUUUAAAAUAAAUUUUAAAUAAAGGAAAAGUCGUUUGAAUUUGAUAUAAAUUUUGCGAUAAGUAAAUUGUUUAUAAAUUUUAUGAAAAUGAGUAUGGAGGAGGAGUAUAAUGUAGCAGCCAGAUAUAGAACUGUUCGCAAGCAUUUAGAUAGUUUAGGAUAUAAGCAGGCACUUACCGUGGAUGGGCUUCCUUUGAUAGAAAAAUUGCUUGCCGAUCUCUUACAAACAACAGAAAGCUUGAAACAUUUUAAAAGCAUUGCGCAAGAAAAUAUUGAGGCACAUGUAGAAUUAAAAUCCAUAAUUGAUCCUUAUAAAUGUGAUAAUGUAAGACUAGUACAAGAAUGUAACCAGCUGCAUUUAGACUUGAUAAAAGAAAAGGAAAGUCAUCAGAAACAAAUUAAGGAUCUUAAAAAGGAAAUUUAUAAAUUGGAGCAUGAAUGUAAUGAUCUUCAGUUGGCAUCAUCUCGUAAUCUGCAUAGAAUUAAGGAAUUGGAGAUUGAAUCUUCCAAGAAGUCUAAGAGAAUUUUAGAACUUCAAGGGAAAUGUUUAAAGCCAACUAUUAGUAAUGUUGGCUUAGCUUCUAAAAAACGUCCUGUUUUUCCACUUCGAAGACCAGUCAUAGAAGGUGAACCAUUACCAAGAACAGGCUCUAAAAGUAAAAACCCAUUGCCAAAUUUAAGCACAGUGGAACCAAAAGUUGUUGAUUUGUUAAGCAUGGCAGACCAUAAAAUGAAUUGUUUGAGUCAUGAGGUAACAAAAUUAAAGGGAGAACUCUCUUUACAAACUGAAAAUGUACAUACACUAAAGAGUCAGUUAGCUACAAAGGAAAAAGAAAUUAUGAGAUUGAAGAAGAUGUUAGAUGGAGGCAGACCAUAUACUGCUGUACUUAAAGAUUGUCUUUGUAAAAAGACAGACAAAGAUAAUGUAGAUGUUAAUGAAUUGAAGAUUCUUCAGCAAGAAAAGCUAGAAUUAGAACAGCAGUUAAAAGAAGCCUUAAAUAAGCAACACGAUGCUAUGACUCAAGCGCUUAAACUUGCUGAUCGGAACGAAGAAUUAGAAAAAGAGUUAAGAGAUAUAGAUCAUAUAGCAUUAGCUGUAGAAGCUGAUUGUAAUUCUACAGUUAAAGAAACUAAUAAAAGAGUCUCUAAACUACAGCAAAAAUUAGAAGAAGUAAUGACACAAGUACAUGUAUUAGAAGGUGAAUUAACUGUCGAACGUAGAGAAGUGCAAGAAUUGAAAGCAGACCUUGAAGUUUGUAGAAUGGAAAAAAAUAACAUUAAACACACUUUGGAAUCUACAUUAGAUGAGAAAAAACAGAUGACAGAUAGGAUAAAUGAAUUAAUAGUAAUUGAAACAAACUUAAAUGAUGAAAUAGAAAGAUUGGCCAGAGAAAAUGAAAAACAAAGACAAGAUAUUAUUCAGUUACAAUAUAGCAAUAAAUUAUUAAAAGAUCAAAUGAACAUGAUGGAAAUUUUAAAAGAUAAUGAUAUAAUAAAUAUAAAAAGAACAAGAGAAAAAGGCAAAAGGAAUGAUGACAACAAUGGACAAAAUGGAAUAGAGAUUCAUGAAACGCAUAAAGAGAAAGAAAUUCAAAAUGAGAAUGGUGUUUGGUACAACAAUGUACUGAGACAGUUGAAUGAGAAAGAGACUCAAAUAAAUAAUUUACAGCAAACGGUUGAACAAUUAGGACGAGAGAGAGAUUUCUACAGAGACGAAUAUAAUAAAAUUAAAGAUUACCAUAAUAAAACGAUUGAUAAAGAUCAUGCUGAUCUGUGGACACGAAUUCGAGAAUUGAAACUUCAGUUAACCGAAAAAGAAAGUGCAGUGGAUGAAUUACAGAGGGAGAAAAAAGAACUGUAUCGUGAAAAAGUUAAUUUAGAGAUGCGUUUGAAGAAUUAUAAAGCUGAACAUAAAUCGUCUUGUCGCCCCUGUAAUGUGUGUAAACGUGGUAAUUCGUGUAAUUGUUCUCUCUCAGCUGUGAAGGAUAUUAGUAAAACAAAGAGUAUCAUCGAAAGGUUGGAACAUGAACGAGACGUUGCUAGAGCGGAUGUUGAACGAUUAAUAGAGGAACGUGAUGCAUUACGUGAACGAUUAAAGAUGGCAGCAGAAGCACAUACUUCUGAACAACAUCGUUUGCGGGAAAACUUAACUGAUGUUGAAGCUCGACUGAAACAGAUAGAAAAGGAGCGGCAAGAACUUUUACUUACGCAGGGAUCACGAAGAGCAACCAUAAAGGGGCUGGAAGAUCAAUUACAAGAUCUGCGAGAAGAGCUAAAACGGACUAAGCAAGAAUUAGGAACGCAACGGACACAAUAUUUCCAACUUCGGGCCCUCCAAGAUCAGACAGAUCAGGCACUGAACGAUGCACAGAAUCAAUUAACACAAUCAGAGUCUGAAUUAAAUAAGGCGUUUGAUCGCAGUAGAGCGAUGGAACGACAGCAGUUGCAACUUGAAAGUCAAGUGAAGGAAUUGCAACAAGAAAUUUGUAAUCUUAAAACAAAGAUGACACAUUUGGAUCAUGAGAAAGAUCAAUUAUUGAUGGUGUUGGAUGAGAAGACGGAGAGGAUAGCUGCUUUAGAGAAAGAAAUAAUGCUGAAAGAUCAACAGGUAAUGGGAAGUGAACAGCAGAUUCGUGAAUUACAGCAAAAAAAUGAAAUGACCAUCGAUCAGAGUGCCGAACAAGACAGGCAAUUAAGAAUGAUGCAGCUGGAAGUGGAGAAUCUUCAACGACAACUGCACACGGCCUCUUACGAUCGAGAGAAUGCGAUUCAAGAAAAUCAACGGGUCCAAGACGAUUUAGCUGCGGUUACUUGCGAAGUAAGAAAUCUGCAACGGGAAUUAGACGCGUCCCGCGCCGAAUGCUCCGAUUUGAAACGGCAACUUCAAACUUACGUUGGCGAAGUUCGUCGAGCUGAGGAGCUUCUCAAUCGAAAGGAGAACGAAAGAACGGAGAUGUUGAAUCACUUCAGAAGUUUGAGCUUGGAGGCGACAGUUUUGGAGAACAAUAACCAUAGUUUGGAGUCUGAAGCAGCUGAAGCAAGAGGUGCGCUCCAUUCGGCUAGGGAUCGACUGUUAGAUUUCGAACGACAAUUGGCUGAUAAGGAUUCUCUGAUAAGGGGCUAUGAAACUCAGAUCAGCGAAUUAACUCAAAAUGUCGCCAGUAUGGAAACGCAGUUGCGCCAACAAGGAGAACAGAGGCACAGAACAGAGGCCGAUUUGAAUGCUGUUAGAGAUUUGUGUGUAAAAUUGGAUCAGCAGAAAGAUACACUGAUGCAACAAAUGGACGAUAAAGAUGCGAUCAAGGCGCAGUACGAUAUGCAAAUCGCUAAACUAAAAGCGGAGCAAGUUGCGAUCCAAGAUCAGAUGAACAGAGAUCGCGUAACGGUUGAACGACUGGAGAUGCUUUUGGAGCAAGCUCGUCAAGAGUCUAUAACUGCACAGGCUAAUAAUCAGGAGCUCCAAAACGAGAUGUCCAGACUGAGACAGAAGAUGUCUGAAUUACAAAAUAAAUUAUCGUCGGAAUCAAGCAAACUCCGGCAAUAUCAGACUCAGGCUGCGGAGUACUGUAAACAGAUCAGUGAACUGCGUAGGCAAGUUACAAACGAGAGAUUUGAUCGUGCAAGAAAAGAUGAAGAAAGUCGCAGACACUCAGAAGGCCUUCCCGAUUCACUCGUCCAAACUCCACAUCCUACCAACCAAAAUCCCAACGAGUCAAAUGAUACAGGAUUUGCGACACGCAGAUAUUUGCAGAACGAAGAGCAUGACGGUACAACCGAUAGAAGCGGGAUGAAAAUGGUAGAUGAUAUUGCAGUGUCACGUUUUGGAUAUUUGAAGGUGGAAAGUAACUACAGAUGUAACAAUCGACCAAAAGAAAUUCAGCGUGAUGUUCCAUGUAUUAACAUAAUAUUACGUUCAGAUUGUAAAAUGCAUUCCAAUCAGUACAACUACGUGCAAAAAGAAAACGCACAAAAUGAGAACAAACCAGAGCCUCGAAAUAAUGAAGAUUUAGUCAAAACUAAUGUACAGAGGCCAACUGUGUCAGGUUUAAAUUCUCCUGGCACAAAGUACAAUUCUACCUAUUUUAAUACCGACAAUCAUUUUGAUGUCUUGCAAACAUUAGGAAUGAAAUAUAAUUAUACUGCCUUUGACAUAGAAAAUAAGUUGAAUGUGUCACAAUCAGUAGGUGUGCAAAAUAAAGCACAGUGCAAUCAGGGUACUAAACAAUUAGCCUCUAAUAGUACUUCAAAGAUUCGGUACAGUAGCCCACUAUUUUCAUAUUAUCCUGUUCAUUCCACUGAAAUAUCAAAUGACAGCAAAGCUUUGGAUAAUGCAGCUAAAAAAAGAUUAGCGUUCUCCAAGAAUAGCAACGUAGUUUUAAAUGAUAAAAUUGCAAAUAUCGUCUGCACUAACAAAUCGUACAAUAUUUCUAAAAAUAAUUAUGAUAAAUAUACUUCACUAGAAGAAAGUACUUUUAACAAAACCAUAUCAAGGAAUAAAAAAUUAACAAAGUUUUUACAUCAAGAUGACAUAAAUUUCUGUACUGAUACAACUUGUACCAAAACUAAUUGUUCUGCAUCAACUACGAAAAGAGAAAAUAAGCAUAAAAGUACACAUACCGAUAUAAAAUGUAUGCAUGAUGUUACAACAAGUACUUUAUUGAAAUCUACUGAAAACUUUCACUAUAAUAGAGAACGAGAAAAAAAAUGUAUAAAUACAAUUGAUACUGCUUUGGAUACAGUUCAAAAUAUGUUGAAAGGGGUAAAAAAAUUUGAAGACAAAGAUAUUGAUAAACAAAAUGCUGAAAAUUACCACUAUCAAGAAGUAAGAUGCAAAAAUAUGGGUUGCAAUUACUUAAAUGCGGUGCAUGAUGUUGCUGUAUCGAAAUAUAAACAAAAUUGUGCAAAUUUAGCAGAGAUAAUAAAACCAGAAUAUGUGAAAAUGUUACAGGAAAUUAAAGAACAGACGAUGGCGUUAGAAGAGCAAUUGAUAAUCAUGAAUAAGAAUAUGAAGAUUAAGAAGAGAACAAUUGAAAAACUUAUGUCUGCUCCUGAAUAUCAAGACACUUAUAAUACUGAACAGCAAAGAGAUAUAAUUACACAGAAUCCUGAAAAAAGAAAUAUCUGUGUUCAGGAACCAUCAGAAAGCACCAGUUAUGUAAACUGUAUGCAGUAUACAACAUUAAAACCUGAAAAAGAUAACGAUGAGCAAGAUAUUAAGAAGCAAGAUGUAGCUCUUAAAAAAAGCAAACAUAAAAGGGAGGUAGAGCAAAAUUGUAAAAAUUUCACAGGACAGCAGGAGAAUAAAGAUCACAGAAAAGAUAUUAAUAAUUUUAAAAGAACACAUAAUGUACAAAUUCAAUGUAUAAGAUCUUUUCAUAUAAUUGACGCUUCGAGUUUUAAAUCCUUUUCAACAUCAACAUCUAAAAAGGUAAAUCCUGCAAACAACAAAAACAAAGUUUAUUAUAUUUCCCGUCGUGUCCAAAGCAGUCUUACAAGCAAAGAAAAUUUACGUUCACAACGAAUUAAUAAAACUAUGUUAGAUAAAUUGAUAAUCAAUGCUGUAGAAAUGAAUAAUAAGGGAAUAAAUGACGAGCAGGAAUCUUUGACUUAUGAGGAAAAAGCUAUCAUGAUGUUACUCUUAGCAAAGAGUAUAAGUAAUAAAUGUUUAAAAUCUAAACAUAAGAAAUCAGAACUUAUAAAUUUUAAACCAAAAUGCAUUAUUGAUUCGUGUAUUCCAUGUGACCAAAGGUUGGUUAAAUGUAAAUUGUCCAAGAGAAAAAUGCAGAUACCUGUUGUGUUCAAACAAUCAAAACCCAUAAAAUAUAACGACGAACAAAAUAUCUACUCAAAUCAAAAUAGUUGCGAGUGCUUACCAUUACAAUCAGAAAAUAAUUUAGUAACUACUGUUUGUACACAGUCAUCCAAUUUACAAAUUACUACUGCCACCUCAGUUUCUUGUACUUCAUUCAACAAUAGAAUUAUUGUAGACAAUGUAAUUGAAGAAAGGAGAACAAGAGGAGACGCUUGUAUAUUAAGUUAAUUAAUGAAUGGAAAACAAAAGCUUGCAAAAUUCCAAAUAUGUGUUAAGUUAAAAUGUGCCUAUUGUAGUAUUUUAGUUCUUAAUUUAAUCAAGUAAUAUAAAAAAGUAACAAAAAAGCUUAUACAUUGUUGCCAGUAUCAAGAACUGACAUUUAAUGUUUCAACUUUUAAAUUGACUAUAAAAUUUCUAAUACUAUUUGUAGAUAUAGCGUUGCGAUAAAUUAUAUGAAAAUGUAAAUUUUAAACUAACAAAUUAUAAGACUGUACUAGCACUAAU
This is a messenger RNA of Osmia lignaria (orchard mason bee), 6611 nucleotides long. Its product is annotated as Centrosomal protein 135kDa. Lineage: Eukaryota; Metazoa; Arthropoda; Insecta; Hymenoptera; Megachilidae. The record is from RefSeq and is a predicted model, not a curated record.